AUGGACAAAGACCCGAUCCCAAGGGACUGGAUGGCAGCUCUUAUACCUACAUCAGGCACGCAUUGGAAACAGACAGAUGCUUGCUACCAGAAACUUGAGACAGUGAUAGAAAAUAUUAUUCCAGAGUCUAGGAAAGAGACCCUUAAAUCAUGGCUAGAGAAUACCAUAGACAAAGCAUUGGGAGGACUAGAAGGAGAGGCGGGUGAAUGCAGGAAAGAUUCCAGCCACAAACACACUUUUGUUCACCCUAGAGUCUGCACUGGAAAAAGGUUUUAUGAAUCUAGCAAAUGUGGGAAGGCCUGCUGCUGCGAGUGCUCCCUUGUUCAGCUCCAAAGAGUCCACCCUGGAGAAAAGCCUUAUGAGUGCAGUGAAUGUGGGAAAUCUUUUAGCCAAACCUCUCAUCUGAAUGACCAUCGGAGGAUCCACACUGGAGAAAGGCCUUAUGUGUGUGGUCAAUGUGGGAAAUCAUUUAGCCAAAGAGCCACCCUCAUUAAACAUCACAGAGUUCACACUGGAGAAAGGCCUUAUGAGUGUGGUGAAUGUGGGAAAUCUUUUAGCCAAAGUUCUAACCUUAUUGAACAUUGCAGAAUUCACACUGGAGAAAGGCCUUAUGAGCGUGAUGAAUGUGGAAAAGCCUUUGGGUCCAAAUCCACUCUUGUUUGGCACCAGAGAACUCGCACAGGAGAAAAGCCAUAUGAGUGUGGCAAAUGUGGGAAAUUAUUCAGACAAAGCUUCAGCCUUGUACACCAGAGAAUUCACACUACAGCAAGGCCUUAUGAGUGUGGCCAGUGUGGGAAACCAUUUAGCUUAAAGUGUGGCCUCAUUCAGCACCAGUUAAUUCACAGUGGAGUUAGGCCCUUUGAGUGUGACCAGUGUGGAAAAUCCUUUAGCCAAAGAACUAUCCUUAAUAAACGCCACAAAGUUCACACUGCAGAAAGACCUUACAUAUGUGGGGAAUGUGGGAAAGCUUUUAUGUUCAGAUCUAAACUUGUUUGGCACCAGAGAACUCACGCUGGAGAAAGGCCUUUUGAGUGCAGUGAAUGUGGGAAAUUUUUUAGACAAAGCUAUACCCUUGUUGAACACCAGAAAAUUCACACUGGAUUAAGGCCUUACGACUGUGGACAGUGUGGAAAAUCCUUUAUCCAACAGUCUAGCCUCAUUCAACACUAG
This is a messenger RNA of Cebus imitator (Panamanian white-faced capuchin), 1170 nucleotides long. Its product is annotated as zinc finger protein 416-like. Gene Ontology annotation, biological process: regulation of transcription by RNA polymerase II. Gene Ontology annotation, molecular function: RNA polymerase II cis-regulatory region sequence-specific DNA binding; DNA-binding transcription factor activity, RNA polymerase II-specific. Lineage: Eukaryota; Metazoa; Chordata; Mammalia; Primates; Cebidae. The record is from RefSeq and is a predicted model, not a curated record. The coding region runs from base 1 to 1170 and encodes 389 amino acids. The transcript is spliced from 2 exons.